This is a messenger RNA of Pochonia chlamydosporia 170, 1110 nucleotides long. Its product is annotated as extracellular protein. The transcript is spliced from 2 exons. The coding region runs from base 1 to 1110 and encodes 369 amino acids. NCBI's taxonomy places the organism in Eukaryota, Fungi, Ascomycota, Sordariomycetes, Hypocreales, Clavicipitaceae. The record is from RefSeq and is a predicted model, not a curated record.
AUGAAGGCAUUCGCAACCGCUCUCUCCGUCCUCUCGGCCGCCGGCCUCACCACCGCCCACAUGGACAUGACCAACCCUCCUCCCCUGCGACACAAGAGCAACCCCAACAGCGGCAGCAACAUCGACUACUCGUACACUUCCCCCCUCGAAGCCAGCGGCUCCAACUUCCCCUGCAAAGGCUACCUCAAGGACGUGGGCACCCCCGCUGGCAAGUCCGUCGCCAGCUGGACCCCCGGCCAGCAGCAGCAGAUCACCAUCACCGGCGGCGCGAACCACAACGGCGGUAGCUGCCAGGCCUCCUUCUCCUUCGACAACGGCAAGACCUGGAAGGUUGUCCACUCGUGGAUCGGAAACUGUCCCGCGGCGGGAACCUCGCAGCUCGACUUUACGGUGCCGUCGGACACGCCUGCCGGUGAUGCCAUCUUUGCGUGGUCCUGGUUCAACCAGGUUGGUAAUCGGGAGAUGUACAUGAACUGCGCGGUUGUUACUAUCGGCGGCGCGGGCAAGAAGAAGCGCGGCAGCACGGCGUCUAUCCAGAGCCGUCCGGAUAUGUUUGUUGCGAAUGUCGGCAACGGGUGUGGCACUACUGAGGGAACGGAUGUCAUGUUCCCUGAUCCCGGGCCAGAUGUCUCCAUGACGUCUAAGAAGACGGGUCCUCCUACCGGUCAGAACUGCGGCAAGGCUGGCAACUCGCCUGCUCCUGUGCCCUCGUCUGGAAAUGGAGGCAACGGCGGAAACGGAGGAAACGGAAGCCCUAAGCCCACUGCGUCUUCCCAGUCCCCCGAUGCCUCUAACCCGACUCCCACCAAGAAGCCCGGCGGCGUGAACAACGGCCAGACCAAGCCUACGAAUGUGCCUGUCGAAGUUACGCAGUCUGUCCCCGUCUCUGUGCCCUCGCAGACUCCUGAGGCUCCUCCUACCGGUGCUCCUCCCACCGGCGGCAACGGCACCUGCACGCCCGGUUCUUACGGCUGCACCUCCGAUGGAAAGGCCUGGCAGGUCUGCGGCGGUGCCGGCGCCUGGAUUCGCGGCACGGAGUGCGGUUCCGGAACUACUUGCCAGGUCAACCCUGCCAACAACAGCCCCUACUGCAUGACUGGCAAGUUCUAA